Messenger RNA from Chelonus insularis, 2340 nucleotides. RefSeq lists its product as uncharacterized. NCBI's taxonomy places the organism in Eukaryota, Metazoa, Arthropoda, Insecta, Hymenoptera, Braconidae. The record is from RefSeq and is a predicted model, not a curated record. The transcript is spliced from 3 exons. The coding region runs from base 474 to 1016 and encodes 180 amino acids.
AAAUGAGUCUCAGUGGGGAUACACGUGCCGCACGUUUGUACAUAAUUAUUAUGAUUGUAAGUUGCAAUACAACGCGUCUAUCCUGAUCACUCUGUUCACGUUCUCUUUCACCUCUUUUUUCCUUCUCCCACUAUCCUCCAUCAAUUCUCCCUUAACAAAAGUCAGAAUCUACCAUCGGUUGUUCAUGCGCGGUUGAAUCAGUCACUACGUUACACGUUUCUCGACACUGGAGUAAAGUAUCAGUCUAGUCUAUAAGUUCAAGUUCGGUUAACUGUAGAUAAACCAUUAACUCAUUUUAUAUCGACUAAACGAAUACACGUGUAAAAGUAUUCUGUUAAAUACCAUUUAUUUUAUCAUAUUCAAUCAUCGUGACUUUCAUUUUUAAUCGAUAACUGUUAUCAACAAUAAGUGGUUUUACAAAUAUAUUUUUCAAAAAUAAAAAUUGCGAAAAAAAAAUUUUCUUUGUGAAGAAAAUGGCACCUACUAUUUGUUUAACGGAUUACAAUGGCACAACCGUAGCUGACACGUCUUGUUCACGAUCCAAACUCAAGCCCAACAGGGUCAAUAUUACUCGACGCAGAAAAAUGGAAGUUAAUCAACUACCUUGUAUUGCUACCAGUAUUUAUUCACCUCCAAAUCGAUGUUCAUCCCAUUCUCUAGCUGAUAAUCCAAUUCAUUCACAUAUUUCUGAAGCAACGCUGCCAAAUGAUCAAAAACGGAAAAUGGUUUAUAAAGACUUGCAAAAACUGUGUGACCUUGUGGCCCGAACAAAAAGCCUUGUAUUGAGAAACUAUAUUCUUGAAAUAAUGUUAAGUAGUAUGCAACGUAGUGUUCGAAAUUUACCUCAAUCAAGUUUUAAUAAUAGCCCUAAAAAUAAAAAUAAGAACGUUCAGCAUUUGAAAGAAUUAACAACUCAAAAGUUUGAUAUAAUCACAACUUCCAUUGAUCAUGUGGGAGGCAUAAAAGAAAAAGUACCUUGCUUUGAUAGCAAUAGAACUGAGUCGUCGACAAAUUAAAUCAUUUCCAUUUAUAUUCAUUUUCAAACAUAUAACUAUUUACUGACAUUUAGACGUAAUACUUUAAUCAAUUCUAUUCAAUUUCAAGAUCUCAAAACUCAAACUCAACAUUGACUUUUAUGUAGUCAAAAUAAGUUAGAUUUUAUAUUUAUGUUUGACACUGCAUUAACUGUUAUAUUUACAGAAAUGUUAAUCAUUUUAAUAAUCUAAUCAUUGUUCUAGUGUAUUUGAUUUUUAUGUUGACAAAAAAAAAAAUAGAGACUAAUUCAUUUCAACAUUAUAAUAAGUUUAGUCUAGAGUAGUAUUCUAUAUCUAAUAAUUUUAAGAUAAUAUUAUUAAUGACAUUGCAUAAAUAAAUAUCGCUAUUUUCUUAAUAACUUAAUAUAACUUAUACUCAGGAAUACAUUAUAUUUAUAAAUAGGUUUUUAAUAUUUUAUAUGCAGCAUAGAAAUUUUUUAAUUAUAAGUACUAUAUGUGUAGCAUUUUAAAACAUACCUAUCAUUGAAAUACGUUCAAAUGUGAGCUUUAUAAAAUACAUUACUGAAUGUGAAUCAUUGUUAUAAGUAUUAAAUUAUUGCAAAAGGCACUACUGAUUAUAAUACAGUGUUAAAUAAGAAAAAAAUUCUUAUCAUGAAUUCACAAGAUAAAUAAUAAUUGGAAACAUUUAAUGAAAUUUUUGCAUAACAACUUUUGCAAUAAUUCAAUAAAGACAUUAUCAUAUGUUCAAGUACAAAAGUCAUUAAUAGACUAAGAGAUUUAUUUCUCAUAAAUAUAUAGCCCGUAAGUUAUCAGGUAAAUACGUAAUAGGUAUACAAUUUUUAGUGAAUCGAUAACUACAGCGAAUCUCGCCGAAUUUAAAUAACAGAUUGAUUAAGAUGUUUUUCUAGUUUAUUCACAAAUAUAGUACAAUUUUCAUUCGUUAAUCGUUUUUAACUGAAGACUUGAGCAUUUCAAUAGGAAAUAAUUUACUUCAGUCACCAGUGUUAAUUAUUUAAUAAAACGUAACUAAUCAUAAAUAUGUGUUUAAAUUUGAAAACAACUAUUGUUGUCGUUAUCGUAUUUGAAAGCAAUUUCAAGUAGUUAUAAUACGAAAAUAUAUUUCUUAAUAAUAGUUAUAAUUUAAUAAUAAUAGUCAUAGAAAUUCAAGUAUUAGUAAAUUGACUUUGAAAGCAUGUGCCUAGUAUUUUUUUCGAAAUAUCAGCAAUAAAAAUAAUUGCAUGCUUAAAAAUAAAACUUUAAAAUAUUUAUUAAUUCAAUGAAAACACAUAUGAUCAUUAGUAAAUAUUAGAUUAAAAAAAAAAAUUAUAUUUCUAAACUAUAUGUA